This is a messenger RNA of Owenia fusiformis, 4834 nucleotides long. The record is from the annotation of a GenBank genome assembly. Lineage: Eukaryota; Metazoa; Annelida; Polychaeta; Sabellida; Oweniidae.
AUUGAUUGAUUGAUUGAUUGAUUUGUGGCAAUCGAUCAUUUAUGAUCAAUGCUAGUUGGGAUUAGCGCUCGGAUACAAUAUGGAUAGACGGUUAGGAAGGUACCAAUAUAUGUUUAGUACUUAUCACCACAUGGAGUGAAACAACCACGAUGCCUUUAUAGGUCAUUUCGGAAUUUAGUAAGAAAAAAGAUAUGAAAAAGCUGGAUUGUGUUCAUGAAAGUUGCCAAUAUGCUAAUUUAAGGAAAUCUAUCGUGGAUAUGCCAAACCAAAAAUGGGUAGUUUAUAAUAUGUAAUCCCAAUUAAAAGAAUAUUUAUAGUAGAAAUGCAUUCCAUGGAAUUCAUUAUGGAAAAUGUGUGGAAUAAUAAACGAUAGCGAAAUAAUUAUAAUAUUAGUUUAACUAUUUAAGAGCGCAAAUAGAGAUUUGCAAGUUCAAGGGUAUGUGACAAGAAUCAUGAGCCGAAUACCACAUACACUUACUAUAUAGCCCAUAACCGAUAACAAUGAUUUGAACAAUCUACAUAAUCAGGUGUCCGGAAAUAAGUCGAGACGCAUUAGCGAUCACAUGAGAUAAAGUGGGAUUGAAAAAAGUAUUCUAUUGGAUAAAAAAAAGUAUGAGGAAGAAAUGUUAAAAAAUCAAAUAUGCAAGAGUUUAAGGCUAUGACAUUAUAAAUUCCGUCCAACAGAAUGUCGUAAGGACGUCAAUUUCAGUAUAAAUAGAUUGGAGUGUAACGUCCAUACUCCAUACUGGUCUGAUUUUAUACGAUCGUUUCAACUUUUAAAAGACUCAAAAUAUUUGUAGUAUAAGAUAUAACACCACCCUGAAGUACUAUUAUUAAAAUGGAGAACCGAAAUGACAGAAGUAAAUUUGAAAAGGCUCCUUUGAAUACUGUUGUUCGCCUUAACAACGUAGCUGAUGGGACACAGAUAGAGGACACCCUUUAUAGGAGUGCGACAAGGAGCACCCAUUGUAAAGGCCAAAGAUGCGUCGGCUCAAAAAUGUUUCACACCGCAGAUAUGAGGAAACCAUCACAGAUGCAUCCAAAACACAAAGUAAAGGAAUUGGCUGAAGACUUUCUCAAACAAUAUUAUGCGCAUCUAAAUAAGUUGAAUAGUGAAGAACAUCUUGCCAGACUAAAUUCAGUGACGACCAACAUAGAGAAAACUGGUUAUUAUGAGCACACCUUCGAUGAGUUACAAUUUGGUGCCAGAACUGCAUGGAGAAAUGCACCGAGAUGCGUCAAUAGGAUUUUUUGGAAUGAGCUUCAGUUACUGGAUGGACGAAAGUGUAGGUCUGCCAAAGAUAUGUACAAAGCCGCAUGUGAACAUCUUGUAUAUGGCGGCAAUGGUGGAAAAAUAAGGUCAGUUGUAACAAUGUUCCCAGCCAGGCAUAAUGGGGAAUAUCGGGUGUGGAACAGCCAACUCAUCAGAUAUGCUGGCUACAGACAACCCGAUGGAUCUGUCAUUGGAGACCCACUAAAUGUGGAGUUCACAGAGAUAUGUCAGCGUAUGGGUUGGGUUGGCAGUGGAGGCAUGUUUGAUGUUUUGCCUCUAAUUCUUGAGGCUAACGGUGAAGAUCCAGAGUUGUUCGACAUUCCAAAACAAUUUAUCCAUGAGGUGCACAUUAAGCACCCAGAAUUUACAUGGUUUGCUGAGCUUGGCUUAAAAUGGUACGCAGUGCCUGCAGUUUCUAACAUGAUGUUUGAUAUAGGGGGUUUACAAUACGGUGCGGCACCAUUCAAUGGCUGGUACAUGUCUGCUGAGGUGGGGCGAGAUUUGGUGGAUGCAGCACGAUACAAUAUGUCCGAGUCCGUUGCAGUAAAAAUGGGACUGGACACUAAGUCAGUGACAUCACUUUGGAAAGACAAAGCGGUAAUAGAGGUGAACAGAGCCAUUCUUUACUCUUUUCAGGAAGCCAAAACCAAAAUCGUCGAUCACCAUACUUGCACAGAGGGGUUUAUACGCCACCUUAAAAAUGAGCAGAGACUGCGUGGUGGCUGCCCGGCAGACUGGGUGUGGAUAGUGCCACCUAUAUCUGGUUCACUCUCUCCCGCCUUUCAUCAAGAAAUGCUUAACUACCACCUAACACCGUCAAUAGAAUACCAGGUUGAACCUUGGUACGUCCAUAAAUGGAAAUCCCCUGAGUUAAGAUACAAAUUUAGGGACUAUAUUCAAACUCGGAGAUACACCGUCAAACAUGUUGCCAGUCUUGCCCUAUUCUGCACCAGUCUUCUUCGAAAGAUACUUAAGAAGAGAGAAAACAUCUCGAUCAUAUAUGCCACUGAUUCUGGAAAAUCUGAACGAUAUGCAAAGAUUGUCGGGAAGGUGUUUGCCAAUAGGUUCAAUACAAGCGUGACGUGUAUGAACCAGAAGUCAGUUGAGGAACUGGCAGGAGAAAAGAUGGUUAUUCUAGUCUCAAGUACUGCAGGUGAUGGCGACCCUCCACAAAAUGGCAAGCAAAUGUUUGAUGAGAUGAAAAUGCUGUCCGAGGCCAACAGUGGAAAACUUUUGGAUGGUGUUAAGUACAGUGUGUUUGCUCUCGGGAGUACAGCCCAUAUACAGUACUGCAAGUGCGGUAGGGAAUUUGACAAUAUGCUUUCAAAACUAGGUGCCUCAAGAGUUCAUCCUAGAGGAGAGGGGGACGAACUCUACAACGAAGAAGAUUCUUUCUGGUCAUGGCUCAAACCUCUCUUCAAAAAAGCAUGUGAUAUAUUCAAUGUGCAACGUCCUGUGCUGGAAAGUCUUGAGGAUGUGCCGAUAUUGACACAGAACUACAAGCUCUUGACGAAGACAAAGUCUGUUGGGCUCGUUGAAGGAUUAAGUCUACUCAGCAAGAAAAAUGUUGUGUCUACCAAAAUAUCUAGUCGUCGUUUUCUAAGUGGAAAAGGAGCUCUGACCAGAGUUAUCCAAGUAGUGUUUUCUGUAGAAGGGGACAAUAACAAUUCAGAUUUAUCAUACUCACCGGGUGAUCACGUGGCUGUAUUUCCACAGAACACAAGGGGUUCCAUUGCCAGGAUACUAGCCAAGGUCGAUGCAGAGACUACGAUGCCUCUACAGGUGAUCACUGGAGAUGGAGAAGAGGUCAUGCCAGUAUGUACCAUAAAGGAAGCAUUGCAGAGCUAUCUUGAUAUUGCUACUGCUAUGUCAAGAGAAAACCUCAAACGUCUAGUGAAAAUGGAGAUGUCAGACAAAGACAGGCAGAAGAUAGCAAACCUAAUUGAGGAUAACUCAACUCCGUGUACUCAUACACUGGGAGAUUUAACUGUGAUGUGCCCAUCUAUGCGACUGGACGCCACGUUUCUAAUGACGUCGCUGCCACGUCUUCAGCCACGUGUGUACUCCAUUAGUAACGUACAGGAGCAACACCCGAACGAGAUCCACGUCACGGCUACGAUCGUAGAAUACAGGUCACAAGAUGGAGUUAUUCACAAUGGGGUGUGCACAUCAUGGUUUGAGAAUGCCCCAUUGGGAUCACUGGCACCAAUGUAUAUAAAGAAAGCAUUGCAUUUCAAUCUUCCCAAUAACCCUAGAAUUCCCGUUGUGUUGAUUGCAACUGGCUCUGGCAUUGCACCGUUCAGAAGCUUCUGGCAAAAGAGGGUGGCAAUGAUGAAAGGUAUUGACCGGACUGCAUUCACGUCGGAUAUGACUCUGUUUUAUGGAUGUAGGACUGAAGCAGACGACAUGCUAUAUAUGAACGAAAUCAACAAAGCUGUAGAACAUGGUGCGAUGGUUCCUCCACUCAUUGCAUACUCUAGAGACCAUAGCAAGCCCAAGAACCAUGUGCAAGAUUUGAUAAAGAAAAACGCCAAACUGUUCUUCCAAAAACUGAUAAAGCAGAACGGCCACGUAUUUGUAUGUGGGAAUAUACAAAUGGCCCUCUCGGUAAAGGAAACUAUUAUUGGUGCUUUGUCGGAAGCAGGUGGUAUGUCAAUUGCUGAGGCGGCAGAGCAUACGUCCAAGAUGAAGAAGUCCGAUCGGUAUCAUGAGGACCUUUUCGGUAUAUCUGCGUGGAAAAGUUCACCAUCUAGCCGAGUGAACUCAGCCCAGAGAAUGAAUGGCCUUUCUAACGGACAUAUCUCCAAACAAAAUGGAAUGAAUGGGCUCAAGAAGACCGUGUCUUCGAAAUCACUGGACAAAUCAAAAAAGCAUCAAAGGUUUCUACUAUGCCCUUGGAGUAUCUGACAAUUCAGAGGUCACGUAAAUCAAAGAUGUGCACAAUGAUGUAGAGCUGUCGUUGAUUGGUAGCGUAUCACCAUCAACCGGAUGAUGGGCGUCCAUGAACAACUGCGACAGAUGGAGUGACGUAUCGCGGACAUGGAACUUUGGUGGAACCACAGAUCUAAGGAAUAAAAGAAACAUCACUUGUAUGAGUUAUGAAACACUCAAUAUGGGAACACUUAAAAUCAACAACUGACACAGCUAUCGCUUGAAGUGCCUCUUGUGGGGUCGGAGGACAAGCAAGUGGUGAUUGAGAUACUAUAGACACACAAUUUGAUGUGAUUAUUGCUGCUGAUUAGAGAAUAACACAUGCCAACCGUGACAUUGCUCUAAACAAUAAAACGCUUUAAAUAUUAAGCAAGAGCUUAAAACAAUACACAAUACUACAGAUAAAAUAUAUUUUCGCGUAUCUAUGAAAAUGAAUGAAUAAAUACGAAAAUAUAGCCUCGAGUCGCUCACAACUUGAUGAUACAACUUGUAUCAAUGUACAAAUACACACAUGCGUGGCAUCACUCAAUAGUUUGUGCAUUAUAUUCAAUAUGAUAUUUUAUUUAUAAAGAUUUUUAUCACAUACGUUUAUUAUAGUAAUAUGUCUGUAUACAGUAAAACCUGUCUUAG